CGUAUGACAUUUCCAUACAAGAAUAGAGGUGACCCUCCGUUCUGUCUGAGUGGCAGAGCAGCACAUCUUUGGCGAACAUCUCAACCUGCACAAUCAGACCUGAAUCAUGGCCGAACCAAUCCGUGUUUUGGUGACUGGCGCCGCCGGACAGAUCGCCUAUUCUCUGCUUUACAGCAUCGCUAAAGGAGAUGUGUUCGGCAAGGACCAGCCAAUCAUCUUGGUGCUCCUGGAUAUCACUCCCAUGCUGCCGGUGCUGGACGGGGUCGUCAUGGAGCUGCAGGAUUGUGCUCUUCCUCUUCUCAGGGAGGUGAUUCCCACUGAUAAGGUUGAGGUGGGCUUCAAGGAUCUCGAUGCUGCCAUCUUGGUGGGCUCUAUGCCCAGAAAAGAGGGCAUGGAGAGGAAGGACCUUCUGAAGGCCAACGUGGCCAUUUUUAAAACCCAAGGUGAAGCACUGGAGAAGUAUGCCAAGAAGACCGUCAAGGUGCUAGUUGUUGGGAACCCAGCCAACACCAACUGCUUGAUUGCCUCCAAAUCCGCUCCCUCCAUUCCUAAGGAGAACUUCUCCUGCCUGACCCGUCUGGACCACAACAGGGCCCGCUCUCAGGUGGCGAUGCGUGUCGGCGUGCCCUCUGACAGUGUGAAGAACGUGACUAUCUGGGGGAAUCACUCCUCAACUCAGUACCCAGAUGUGCACCAUGCUAUUGUGACCCGUAAUGGGAAGGAGAUCGCUGCUUUUGACGCUGUGAAUGACGAUAGCUGGCUGAAGGGGGACUUUAUCUCCACAGUGCAGCAGAGAGGUGCAGCCGUCAUCAAGGCCAGAAAACUCUCCAGCGCGAUGUCUGCUGCCAAAGCCAUCUGUGACCACAUGAGGGACAUCUGGUUCGGCACUCCAGAUGGUGAAUGGGUGUCUAUGGGGAUCUACUCAUCUGGCAAUUCCUAUGGAGUUCCUGAUGACCUCAUGUACUCCUUCCCUGUUAAGAUCAAGAACAAGAGCUGGAAGGUGGUUGACGGCCUCUCCAUCAACGAUUUCUCCCGUGGAAAGAUGGACGCCACCGCUGCCGAGCUGGUGGAGGAGAGAGACACUGCGCUCACCUUCCUCUCAGCGUGACUCCAUCACUCCACAAACACGCGGCAGACGCUAGACUCAAAGUCCCAGAAUUCCCGACUCUAAAGUCCUGUAGAUUUCACAGCUGGCCGUGAUCGAGUGUUGGAUGUUUAUGUCCUGUAUGCGUGAGUGUAUGAGUGUGUGUUACUAAACAAGAAACGUUCUCAAUGUAACUUCCCUCUGCUUGGAGUGUUUGGGGCAACACUUGAAGGAGUUUAUUUCCAAUCUGAAUCUUUACGCACAUAGUUGUCCUGACUAAAGAGAAAUAUCCAUCUUCUGUCAUACAACAUUAAAUGACCAUGUGGAAAACA
Molecule: messenger RNA, 1416 nt
Organism: Danio aesculapii
Lineage: Eukaryota; Metazoa; Chordata; Actinopteri; Cypriniformes; Danionidae
Gene: mdh1aa
Product: malate dehydrogenase 1Aa, NAD (soluble)
Exons: 9
Coding region: 107-1108 (333 amino acids)
Biological process (GO): oxaloacetate metabolic process; tricarboxylic acid cycle; malate metabolic process
Cellular component (GO): cytosol; mitochondrion
Molecular function (GO): L-malate dehydrogenase (NAD+) activity
Source: RefSeq, a predicted model, not a curated record